Molecule: messenger RNA, 1573 nt
Organism: Acomys russatus (golden spiny mouse)
Lineage: Eukaryota; Metazoa; Chordata; Mammalia; Rodentia; Muridae
Gene: Acot9
Product: acyl-CoA thioesterase 9
Exons: 15
Coding region: 179-1501 (440 amino acids)
Biological process (GO): acyl-CoA metabolic process
Cellular component (GO): mitochondrion
Molecular function (GO): fatty acyl-CoA hydrolase activity
Source: RefSeq, a predicted model, not a curated record
UUUUUCCUCCCGGGUGCUCUUGUGGCGUAGGCUCCUAGGUGGGGGAGCAAGAUUCGGUCCAGCGCCUUUGUUGGUGUUUGAACUUGGGCUCCCAUUCAGGCUCUUUUACCGCCUGUUUGCCUCCUCCCAGGAGUGGGAGUGCCUUGGUUGUCCAUCUGUGGCUAAGCAGUGGAGUGCCAUGAAGCGGGCAGCGAUGCAGCUUUGUAUCUUGAACAAGGGGUUGUUUACUCAUGGCAGAGGACUGUGUCGGCUAUCCCAGUACAAUGCACAUGGACCCAUACACAUACGUGAAGUUCGGAGUAAGCUGCGGGACAUAGUAGGUGUAUCCACAAACUGGAGAGACCAUAUAAAAGCAAUGGAGGAAAGAAAGUUACUUCACAAUUUUUUGGCUAAAUCACAGAAAGCCCUACCACCGAGGAAAAUGCAGGACAGUUACAUCGAAGUCCUCCUACCUUUGGGUAGUGAUCCUACACUACGAGAUAAAUAUUUGACUGUUCAAAACACAGUAAGAUUCGGCAGGAUUCUUGAGGACCUCGACAGCUUAGGAGUUCUUAUUUGUUACAUGCACACCAAAAAUCAUGCUAGCAAGAUGUCUCCUUUAUCAAUAGUUACUGCCCUGGUGGACAAGAUUGAUAUGUGUAAGCAGAGCUUAAGCCCUGAACAAGACAUUAAGUUCACUGGCCAUGUUAGCUGGGUUGGAAAGACAUCCAUGGAAGUGAAGAUGAAAAUGUUCCAGCUGCACACUAAAGAUAAUGAAUUUUGGCCUGUUUUGGAUGCAACCUUUGUAAUGGUGGCUCGAGAUUCUGAAAAUAAAGGGCCAGCAUUUGUAAAUCCACUCAUCAUUGAAAAUGAAGAAGAAGAAGAGCUCUUUAGACAAGGAGAACUGAACAAGGGCCGAAGGAUUGCCGUUAGCUCCGUUUCAUUACUGAAAAUGGCUCCCAGUCCUGAGGAGAGGAAUACCAUACAUGAACUGUUUCUAAGUACGCUGGAUCCAAAGACAAUAAGUUUUCAGAGUCGAAUUUUGCCUCCUAACUCCGUGUGGAUGGAAAAUACAAAACUCAAGAGCUUGGAUAUUUGUCACCCUCAGGAGAGGAACAUUUUCAACCGGAUCUUUGGUGGUUUUCUUAUGAGAAAAGCAUAUGAACUUGCAUGGGCCACUGCUUGUAGCUUUGGUGGUUCCCGGCCAUUUGUGAUAACAGUUGAUGAUAUCAUGUUUCAGAAACCCGUUGAAGUUGGCUCAUUGCUUUUUCUUUCUGCACAGGUAUGCUUCACUCAGAACAAUUACAUUCAAGUCAGAGUACAUAGUGAAGUGGCCUCUCUUCAGAGUAAUGAGCAUAUGACCACCAAUGUCUUUCAUUUUACAUUCAUGUCGGAAAAAGAAGUACCCUUGAUUUUCCCCAAAACAUAUGGAGAGUCCAUGUUGUAUUUAGAUGGACAGCGGCAUUUCAAGGCUAUGAAUGUCCCAGUGAUCUUGGAAAAGGACUGCCCUGUGGAGCCCUAGGAUAAUCUCAGUUGUUGUAAACUAGCAUUCCUUGCACAGCCACAUAGUCCCAAAUAAAGGCAUUCUUGAAAG